UAUAAGUUCAUCGUUCUCUCGCGUUCGUCAGCUCAAACACGCUCCGCCAAUUAAAUAUAUAUCAAAUCAAUCAUGUCCGAAUCCAGCUUUUCCCAAUAGAUAAACUGCAUCUCCUUUUUUUGCUUCUUUUAUUUGAAGAUUUCCUGAGAUCCUCCUCUUCAGACCCAAGCUGAAUCUGGAAUUGUCUUCGGGAUGGGUUCCAAGUCUGUUGUUGACAUGAUAGAAGCCGCCUCAGGUGUUCAUUUUUCUGGUUUCCACGUAAAUGGGCACAUGAAUGGGUUGGAACCUACAGCACUUAAGGAUACCACUUCUGCAUCAGAUGAUAUCCAAAGACAGCCUUUUGUUAUAGGUGUUGCUGGAGGCGCAGCAUCGGGAAAGACUACUGUUUGUGAUAUGAUAAUCCAGCAACUGCAUGAUCAGCGUGUUGUACUUAUUAACCUGGACUCGUUCUAUCAUAAUCUGACUGAAGAAGAACUUGCUAAAGUUCAUGAAUAUAACUUUGACCAUCCAGACGCAUUUGACACAGAGCAUUUGUUGUCUUGUAUGGAGAAAUUGAGGCAAGGGCAAGCUGUAGAUAUUCCAAAAUAUGAUUUCAAAACUUACAGGAGCAGUGUUUUCAGAAGGGUAAAUCCUACGGAUGUAAUCAUCCUUGAAGGGAUACUUCUAUUCCAUGAUCCACGUGUCAGAAAAUUGAUGAACAUGAAGAUUUUUGUAUGCACAGAUGCUGACGUUCGUUUGGCAAGAAGGAUAAAAAGAGAUACUGUCCAGAAUGGUAGGGAUAUCGGCGCAGUACUUGACCAGUAUUCAAAGUUUGUGAAGCCUGCUUUUGAUGACUUCAUUCUCCCAACGAAGAAAUAUGCAGAUAUUAUAAUCCCCCGUGGUGGGGAUAAUCACGUAGCUAUUGACUUAAUUGUGCAACAUAUUUGCACUAAGCUGGGUCAACAUGAUCUCUGUAAAAUAUAUCCUAAUCUCUAUGUUAUACACUCGACAUUUCAGAUAAGAGGGAUGCACACCCUUAUACGAGAUUCUCAGACAACCAAACAUGAUUUUGUCUUCUAUUCUGAUCGAUUGAUUCGACUGGUUGUAGAACAUGGUCUUGGACAUCUGCCUUUUACUGAAAAGCAAGUUAUUACUCCUACCGGGUGUGUAUAUUCUGGUGUGGAUUUCUGUAAACGGUUAUGUGGUGUCUCUGUGAUUAGGAGUGGCGAGAGCAUGGAGAAUGCAUUGCGAGCAUGUUGCAAAGGUAUCAAGAUUGGGAAGAUCCUAAUCCACAGAGAAGGCGACAAUGGUCAACAGGUAAAUGAUUCACCCCAAUUGAAGUCUAGUUGUUCUAUUUUUUCACUGUUUGAUGUCAGAAUCACUUUGCAGCUUGUCUAUGAGAAAUUGCCAAAUGAUAUCUCGGAGAGGCACGUCCUAUUGUUGGAUCCUAUUCUCGGUACAGGAAACUCAGCGGUUCAAGCUAUCAAGCUCCUUAUCAGCAAGGGUGUACCCGAGGGAAACAUCAUAUUUCUAAACCUUAUCUCUGCACCUCAAGGUGUUCAUGUGGUCUGCCAAAAAUUUCCGAGAAUAAAGAUAGUGACAUCUGAAAUCGAAAAUGGGUUAAAUGAAGAGUUUCGUGUUAUUCCUGGUAUGGGCGAGUUUGGGGACAGAUAUUUUGGCACAGACGAUGACUAGACCAUUGUAGUCUUGCCGCAUUAGUUUGUCCCUGCCAUGUCCUGAUGUAUUCACCAUCCUAUCCACUACAACGGCUACACAAACUAUCAAAGGAAUCACCUUUAACUGUGUUGGUUUUCCCAUUAAAACCCUCUCAAGUUCUUGGGAACAGUUUUGAUUUACUUAUAAAUUCCCACAUGAGGGGUUGAUCGAACCUGGGACUUGGGAUUUGUUGUACCAUAUAUAGCUAUCCUUGGAACUCUUGAUACUCUAUCUGCAAAUCUUUUGUACCAUAUAUAAAUAUUAUUGGAACUGUUGAACUCCAUAAGCAUAGUACAUCA
Capsella rubella is the source of this 1994-nucleotide messenger RNA. RefSeq names its product uridine kinase-like protein 4. Lineage: Eukaryota; Viridiplantae; Streptophyta; Magnoliopsida; Brassicales; Brassicaceae. Bases 193 to 1674 code for a protein of 493 amino acids. Gene Ontology annotation, molecular function: kinase activity; ATP binding. The transcript has 15 exons. The record is from RefSeq and is a predicted model, not a curated record. Gene Ontology annotation, cellular component: cytoplasm.